AUGGCAGAUAGUACAGGUUCAGAAAAAGCUAUAGACGGUCAAGAAGUACGAUGUGAGGUAUGCGGAGACUCAGCUACUGGACGUCAUUACGGAACUAUGGCAUGCAACGGCUGUAAAGGUUUUUUUCGAAGAACUAUACGUCGGUCUUACAAAUACACAUGUCGUUUUAAUGGAAACUGCAGUAUUGAUAAGCGUACGUCUUACUUCUGUUACAUUUGUUUUAGUUUUGUUCUUUGA
Enterobius vermicularis (human pinworm) is the source of this 237-nucleotide messenger RNA. The record is from the annotation of a GenBank genome assembly. NCBI's taxonomy places the organism in Eukaryota, Metazoa, Nematoda, Chromadorea, Rhabditida, Oxyuridae.